Molecule: messenger RNA, 1424 nt
Organism: Dinoponera quadriceps
Lineage: Eukaryota; Metazoa; Arthropoda; Insecta; Hymenoptera; Formicidae
Product: pre-mRNA-splicing factor RBM22
Exons: 3
Coding region: 100-1347 (415 amino acids)
Cellular component (GO): U2-type catalytic step 1 spliceosome; Prp19 complex; U2-type catalytic step 2 spliceosome
Molecular function (GO): pre-mRNA binding; metal ion binding; U6 snRNA binding
Source: RefSeq, a predicted model, not a curated record
UGGAGUCUCCCUCUGGGUCGUCUAACAAGAAGAAGUGUUGCAAAUGGUGGAAGUGUUGUGUUAAUUCCUUCCCGUCAGUUUUAGUUGAUUUAACGUAUAAUGGCGACCUCAAAAACUACGAACACGUAUAACAGACAAAACUGGGAAGAUGCGGAAUUCCCGAUACUUUGUCAGACCUGUUUAGGUGAUAAUCCGUAUAUCCGUAUGACAAAGGAGAGGUAUGGCAAGGAGUGCAAGAUAUGCAUGCGACCAUUCACCGUGUUCAGGUGGUGUCCGGGGGCAAGGAUGCGAUUUAAGAAGACCGAGGUGUGCCAGACAUGCAGUCGACUGAAGAACGUCUGUCAAACGUGCUUGCUGGACUUGGAGUACGGUCUUCCUAUUCAAGUGCGCGACGCUGCACUGAAAAUUAAAGACGACCUGCCUCGCUCCGAUGUAAAUAAAGAAUACUACGUGCAAAACAUCGACAAUGAGAUCGGGAAGAUCGACCCUACGACACCGGCCGGUGCCGUCGGCAAGUCUGCCGCGGCUAGCGACUUGCUGAUGAAGCUAGCUAGGACCAGUCCGUACUAUAAGAGAAACAGACCCCACAUAUGUUCCUUCUGGGUGAAGGGUGAGUGCAAGAGAGGCGAGGAGUGCCCUUAUCGGCACGAGAAACCAACAGACCCGGACGACCCGCUGGCCGACCAGAACAUCAAGGAUCGUUACUACGGUGUGAACGACCCGGUGGCGGACAAGCUGAUGCGACGGGCCGCGGCCAUGCCCAAGCUCGACCCGCCCGAGGACAAGUCCAUCACGACUCUGUACAUCGGCAACCUAGGGGACGUGCUGACGGAGAAGCAACUGCGCGAUCACUUCUACCAGUACGGCGAGAUCCGCUCGGUGACGAUGGUGCCGCGCCAGCAGUGUGCCUUUAUUCAAUACACCCAGAGAACCGCCGCCGAAGCAGCGGCCGAGAGGACGUUCAACAAGUUGAUAUUGGGUGGCAGACGGCUCACCAUCAAGUGGGGCCGUUCCCAGGGGAGGCAGACCGUGUCCGCGGCGGAAGCUACGAGGGAGAUCCUGGAGCCGGUGCCGGGCUUACCGGGAGCGCUACCACCGCCGCCCGAGGGUGUGGCCAACAAUUUCUUCAACCUGCAGACCACCACCGGCAUGAUGCCGCCGCCGAUGAUGAUCCCGCCGCCACCGGUCGCCCCGCAGUUCAUGUUCCCGCCGCAGAUCGCGGCCGCAGCCGCCGCCGCCGCCACGCCGAUCUUCCCUCCGGGAACGACUCCCAUACAUUAUCCGAGCCAGGACCCGUCCAGGAUGGGCGCGUCCCAGGGCAUAGGCAAGCCUUGGCCGGAGGAGUAGUUCCAGCCGCGUCGAGUUUUCACUACUGUAACUGUAACAGCAACCUGAAGAGAAAUAUAUAUACACGAGUGUGCUUU